CCGAGGUGGAACCUGCGCCCCGCAUCUCGCCAGUUUGGGGACCUCGGGAGGAACUGGUGUAGCCCGGGGGGGAAGGCUGCGAGAUCCCAGCCGCCGCUGAGCCGCAACUUUCCGCGCUGGACUCGGCGGCGAUCCGAGCUUCGCCUCGUCCUAGCAGGCUCGGCUCACGGGGGUGGCCGCUCGGCUUGGGGAGCCGGCUGAGCCUCCCUGAGGGUCGCUCUUGGCGGCAUCCUUCUCGGGUGCACUCCCCACCGUCGAACCUCCGCUCCGGGCGGAGCAGCCCGCGUCUCCCCGCUCCCGGUGCCCGCAGCCCUGGGGUUUGGCGAAAAGCAGGUUCUUGGAUGCUGAAAGGCUGGCUUCCUCCUGCGAGAGCGCCGCGGCGGCGAUGGGUGUCCUCAAAGCGUGGCUGGGGGUGGCCCUGGCGCUGGCGGGAUUUGCGCUGUUGCCUCUUUGCGAAGGUGCUUGUCUGUAUCAGGGUUCCUUGCUUGAGGAUGCCACAAUUUGGAAGCCUGAUUCAUGCCAGAACUGUCGUUGCCAUGGUGAUAUCGUGAUCUGCAAACCUGUUGUUUGCAAAAACCCUCGGUGUGCCUUUGAGAAGGGAGAAGUGCUGCAGAUCGCGCCUAAUCAAUGCUGCCCACAGUGUGUGCCAAGGACCCCUGACUUUUGCCACCAUGAGGGAAAAACCCAUGAGCAUGGCACAGAGUGGACCUCAACCCCAUGCAAUGUGUGCUCUUGCACCCACGGAGAGGUGAGAUGCUCCCACCAACAAUGCGCCCCAUUAUCAUGUGGACCACAGGAGCUGGAAUUCCUUGCUGAAGGAAGCUGCUGCCCCAUCUGUGUGGGCACUGGGAAACCCUGCUCUUAUGAUGGCCACGUGUUUCAGGAUGGACAGGACUGGCGACUGGGCCGCUGUGCCAAGUGUGUGUGCAGAAAUGGGCUUACCCAGUGCUUUGCGGCUCAGUGUCAACCUCUGUUUUGUAACCAGGAUGAAGUUAUGGUUCGAGUCCCUGGGAAGUGUUGCCCGAGGUGCUCAGCGCGAUCCUGUUCUGCAGCUGGCCAAGUGUACGAGCACGGUGAACAGUGGAAAGAAGAUGCCUGUACCCUGUGUAUGUGUGACCAGGGAGAGGUCAGGUGUCACAAACAGGCCUGCCCUCCACUGAGAUGCGAAAAGGGUCAGAGCAGAGCUCGGCAUCAUGGGCAGUGCUGUGAGGAAUGCGUGUUUCCUGCCAGAAGCUGUUCCUCUGGUGGGGUGCUGCGGUAUCAGGACGAAAUGUGGAAGGGCUCGGCCUGUGAGUUCUGCACGUGUGACCAGGGCCAAGUGACCUGCCAGACAGGAGAGUGUGCCAAGGUGGCCUGUGCCCUGGGUGAAGAAUUAGUUCACUUAGAGGGAAAAUGCUGCCCAGAAUGCGUUUCAAGGGUUGGUUAUUGUGUUUAUGAACAGAAGUCAGAAAUUAUGUUUUCAAAUGCGAGUGAAAUUAAGCAUAUUGCGGAGGGGGAGAAGUGGGAAGAAGGCCCUUGCAAGGUGUGUGAGUGUCGGGAAGCUCAAGUCACUUGCUAUGAGCCAUCUUGCCUACCAUGUCCAGUGGCCACCCUAGCCCUGGUAGUAAAGGGACAGUGCUGUCCGAACUGUACACCAGUUCAUUGCCACCCAGACUGCUUGACCUGCUCUCACUCUCCAGACCACUGUGACCUCUGCCAGGAUCCCACAAAGCUGCUGCAGAAUGGACGAUGUGUGCCCAGUUGUGGGCUAGGCUUUUAUCAAGCAGGCAGUCUCUGUUUAGCCUGCCAGCCACAGUGUUCCACCUGCCGCAGCGGAUUGGAGUGUUCGUCCUGCCUGCCUCCCCUGCUGAUGCAGCAGGGACAUUGUGUGCCCACCUGUGGGGACGGUUUCUACCAAGAUCGCCACUCCUGCGCAGUCUGUCACGAGUCCUGUGCAGGGUGCUGGGGUCCCACAGAGAAGCACUGUGUGGCCUGCAGAGACCCGCUGCAAGUGCUGAGAGACGGCAGCUGUGAGAACAGCUGCGGCGGUGGCUUCUACAACAAGCAGGGGAUCUGCAUGGCUUGUGACCAGUCCUGUAAGAGCUGUGGCCCCAGUAGUCCCAGAUGUCUUGCCUGUGCCGAGAAGACAGUGUUGCAUGAUGGGAAGUGCAUCUCUGAAUGCCCUGAUGGCUACUAUGCUGAUACUGCUGGAAGAUGCAAAGUUUGUCACAGCUCAUGUGCCAGCUGCUCUGGACCUGCAGCCUUUCACUGUGUAGCCUGUGUACCUCCCCAGGCUCUCCGUCAAGGCCACUGCCUGCCAAGCUGUGGAGAGGGCUUCUACCCUGACCACGGGAUCUGUGAAGCCUGCCAUGCCUCCUGCCACACUUGUGUGGGUCCCAAGGCCUCUCACUGUACCGAGUGUAGGAAGCCGGAGGAAGGACUAUGGGUGGAGCAGCGCUCAGACGCAAAUGUCCCCUAUGGCAAGUGUGUGUCUCAGUGUGGAACCCACUUUUACUUGGAGAGCACUGGAGUGUGUGAAGCUUGCCACCCCUCCUGCCUCAUGUGUACAGGGAAGAGCUCUCACAACUGCACGGGAUGCGGGCCUGCCCUCGUGCUACUGGCCGGGCGCUGCCUGUCUCAGUGUCCAGAGACCCACUUUAAUCUGGAAGGUACUUGCACAGAGUGCCACCCAUCCUGCAGGCAGUGCCAUGGGCCCCUGGAAUCCGACUGUGUGUCGUGUCACCCUCACCUCACUCUCACCAGUGGGCGCUGUAAGACCAGAUGCAAGGAAGAGCAAUUCCUCAACCUUGUUGGGUACUGUGCUGACUGCCAUCCACUGUGCCAGCGCUGUGUGGCUGAUCUCCACCACACUGGUAGUGUCUGCCUGAAGUGCCAGCAUGCCCGCCACCUGCUGCUUGGGGAUCACUGUGUUCCAGACUGCCCUCCCGGGCACUACACAGAGAGAGGCAUGUGUAAAAGAUGCCAUUCCUCCUGCAGAAGCUGCCAGAAGGGAGGACCUUCCUCCUGCACCUCAUGUGACACCGGUCUGGUUCUGACCCACAUUGGUACCUGCAGCACCACCUGCUUCCCUGGGUAUUACCUGGAUGACAACCAAGCUUGCCAGCCAUGCAACACACAUUGCAGAAGCUGUGAUUCACAGGGCAGCUGCACCUCCUGCCGAGACCCAAGCAAGGUGCUGCUCUUCGGGGAAUGCCAGGAUGAGAGCUGCACCCCACAGUACUAUCUUGACAUCUCCACCAAGACUUGCAGAGAGUGUGAUUGGAGUUGCAAUGCCUGCAGUGGGCCUCUUCAUACUGACUGCCUGCAAUGCAUGGAUGGCUACGUUCUCCAGGAUGGUGUGUGCACAGAGCAGUGUUCACCAGGGCACUACCGGGACGCGGGCUCCUGCAAACGCUGCGACAGCCGCUGUCUCCAGUGCCAAGGUCCCCAUGAGUGCAUACGCUGUGAAGAGCCAUUUCUCCUCUUCCAAGCCCAGUGUGUCCAAGAAUGUGGGAAAGGAUACUUUGCAGAUUAUGUGACACACAAGUGCACAGCCUGCCCUCGGGGAUGUUUGCAGUGCAGCCACAAAGAUCGGUGCCGCUUAUGUGAGCACGGCUUCUUCCUGAAGAGCGGCCUCUGCAUGCUCAGCUGUGUCCCUGGUUUCUCUGGCCACUCAUAUAGUGAACCCUGCGCUGACAAAAUGUACACCCCAAGUCUUCACGUGAAUGGCUCCUUGACCCUUGGAAUCGGUUCAAUGAAGCCACUGGACUUCUCUCUCCUGAACAUCCAACACCAGGAAGGCCGAGUGGAAGAUCUGCUUUUCCACGUUGUGAACACGCCCACCAAUGGUCAGCUGCUUCUCUCAAGAAAUGGAAAAGAGGUCCAGCUGGAAAAGGCUGGCCAUUUUAGCUGGAAAGAUGUGAAUGAGAAGAAAGUGCGCUUUGUGCACAGCAAAGAGAAGCUCAGGAAAGGCUACUUUUCCUUGAAAAUUAGCGACCAGCAAUUCUUCUCCGAGCCGCAGCUGAUCAACAUACAAGCGUUUUCAACCCAGGCCCCAUAUGUGCUGAGAAAUGAGGUCCUGCAUGUCAGCAAAGGGGAGCGGGCAGCCAUCACCACCCAGCUGCUUGACAUCCGGGAUGAUGACAACCCACAGGAUGUGGUCGUGAACGUGCUUGAUCCUCCGCUUCAUGGCCAGUUGCUCCAAACACUUCCAACCUCUGCAGCCCCUGUCUAUCAGUUCCAUCUGGAUGAGCUCUCCAGAGGCCUCCUCCUCUAUGCUCACGACGGCUCAGACAGCACCUCGGAUGUUGUAGUGUUGCAGGCCAAUGACGGACACUCCUUCCAAAAUAUACUGUUUCAUGUGAAGAAUGUGCCCAAGAAUGAUGGCGCUCUGCGGCUCGUGACUAACUCUAUGGUGUGGGUUCCCCAAGGGGGGAUGCUGAAGAUCACCAACCGAAUCCUGCAGGCUCAAGCUCCCGGCGUCAGAGCUGACGAUAUCAUCUACAAGAUCACACACGACCACCCCCAGUUCGGGGAGGUGGUCCUCCUGAUGAACCUGCCUGCAGACAGUCCUGCCAGCCCUGCCAGUCCUGCCGAGGAAGGGCAGCACCUGCCUGAUGGAAGAAUGGCAACCCCCACCAGCACCUUCACCCAGCAGGACAUCGACGAAGGCAUAGUGUGGUACAGACACACAGGAGCCUCGGCUCAGAGUGACUCCUUCCAUUUCCAGGUGUCUAGUGCCACCGAGGCCCAGGCCCACCUGGAAAGCCACAUGUUCAACAUUGCAAUCCUACCUCAGGCACCUGAGGCACCUACACUCUCCCUGGGGACAUCUCUCCAUAUGACCGCUCGAGAAGAUGGCCUAACUGUCAUUCAGCCUCAUUCCUUAUCUUUUGUGAAGUCAGGGAGUCCCAGUGGAAAGAUUAUAUACAAUAUCACCUUACCUCUGCACCCAAAUCAAGGUAUCAUUGAGCACAGAGACCAGCCUCGCUCUCCCAUCCAGUAUUUCACUCAGGAAGAUGUUAACCAGGGCCAGAUCAUGUAUCGCCCUCCCGCUGCAGCUCCCCACCUCCAGGAGAUCACGGCCUUCUCAUUUGCUGGUCUCCCAGAAUCAGUGAAAUUUUACUUCACAGUUUCUGAUGGACAGCACACCAGUCCGGAGAUGGCCCUCACCAUUCACUUACUUCACUCUGAUCAGCAACCGCCAGCAUUUCAGCUCAGGGCUCCCCUGCUGGAGGUUAGCCCUGGAGGCCACACCUCUUUAGGCCUGCAGUUGAUAGCGAGAGAUGCUGCGGUGGUGCCAGAAGAGCUCUUCUUUCAGCUUCAGGAGCCUCCCCGGCAUGGCGCGCUCAUCAAGUACACAGCAGGGUCGUCAGGGCCCAUGACUGCAGGUGACACUUUCACAUAUGAUGAAGUUGAGAGAAAUGCUCUACAGUACGUACACGAUGGGUCCUCUGCCUGGGAGGACAGCAUGGAGAUCUCAGUCACAGACGGCCUGACAGUAACCACAUCAGAAGUAAAAGUGGAGGUGUCCCUGUCAGAGAACCGAGGACCUCGACUGGCCCCUGGCUCCUCCCUAAGCAUGACUGUGGCCAGUCAAGACACGGCCAUAAUCACCAGGUCACACCUUGCGUACGUGGAUGAUUCUUCCCCUGACUCAGAGAUCUGGAUUCAGUUAAGUUCUCUGCCCAUGUAUGGUAUGCUCUUAAAGACCUCAGGACCUGAUGAGGAGGAGCUCUCAGAGGAUUUCAAUUUCACCAUGGAGGACAUCAACAACAAGAACAUCAGGUACUCAGCUGUGUUUGAGACGGACGGGCAGCCGGUCACAGAUAGCUUCCGCUUUGCUGUCUCAGACACAGACCACAACCGUGUGGACAAUCAGGUCUUCACUGUCACCAUCACUCCUGGCAAGAGCCCACCGCACAUCAUUGCCUUUGCUGACCUUAUCACGGUUGAUGAGGGAGGGAGAGCACCACUCUCCUUCCACCAUUUUUUUGCUACUGAUGAUCAUGACAACCUUCAGGGUGACGCUGUCAUUAAACUAAGUGCUCUGCCCAAGUAUGGCUGCAUUGAGAACACGGGGACAGGGGAUCGCUUUGGCCCAGGAGCUACCAGUGGCCUAGAGGCGUCAUUCCCAAUUCAAGAUGUCCUGGAAAACUACAUUUUCUACUUCCAGAGUGUUCAUGAAAGCAUUGAGCCAACCCAUGAUGUGUUUAGUUUUUAUGUGAGUGACGGGAGCAGACGCUCUGAAAUCCACAGCAUCAAUAUCACCAUUGAGAGGAAGAAUGAUGAGCCUCCCAGGAUGACCUUGAGGCCCCUGGGAGUACGGCUGAGCUCGGGAGUGGCGAUAAGCAAUUCUUCCCUGAGCCUACAAGAUCUGGACACCCCAGAUAACGAGCUGAUUUUUGUCUUGAUGAAAAAGCCUGACCACGGCCGUCUACUCCGGAGGCCUACUGCCUCUGAGCCUCUCCAGAAUGGGAUAGUUUUAGACCAGGGCUCCUCCUUCACCUACCAGGAUGUCCUAGCCGGGCUGGUCGGGUACUUACCUGGUGACACAGACACGGCAGUAGAUGAGUUCCGGUUCUCGCUCACUGAUGGCCUCCAUGUAGACACAGGGAGGAUGGAGAUCUACAUAGAGCUGCCUACAAGCCACGCCCCCCACCUGGCAAUAAACCGAGGGCUUCGGCUCUCAGCAGGGUCUGUAGCACGCAUCACAGAGCAGCACUUGAAAGCGACAGCUGCUGACUCAGAUGAUGGCCAGGUUAUGUACAUCAUGAAGGAAGACCCUGGCGUAGGGCGUCUGCAGAUGGCGAAGCCUGACAACCUGGAGCAAAUCUCUGCUAGAGGCCGCAUCCGGACUUUCACCCAGGGGGCUAUCAGCCAAGGGCAGAUAGAAUAUAGCCAUGGACCAGGAGAACCUGGUGGGAGCUUUGCUUUUAAAUUUGAUGUGGUUGAUGGAGAAGGCAAUAAGCUGGCUGACCAGUCAUUCUCCAUCAGUGUUUUAGAAGACAAAUCCCCACCAGUCAUCAUCACUAACAAAGGUCUGGUCUUGGAUGAGAACUCAGUGAAGAAAAUCACCACUGCUCAGCUCUCGGCCACUGACCAAGAUAGCAAGCCCACAGAACUGAUCUACAGAAUCACCAACCAGCCCCAGCUGGGCCACCUGGAGCAUGUGGCCUCACCAGGCAUCUGGAUUAGUUCCUUUACUCAAGCUGACCUGACUUCAGGAAGCGUUCAGUACAUCCACUCUAGUGAGACUGGGAAACGGUCAGAUGCCUUCAGCUUCGUGCUGUCCGAUGGCGUGCAUGAGGUGACACAGACCUUCCACAUCACUAUUCACCCUGUGGAUGACUCACUACCCCUUGUGCAGAACCGGGGCAUGCGUGUGCAAGAGGGUGUGCGGAAGGCCAUCACAGAGUUUGAACUGAAGGCAGUGGACGUGGACACAGAGGCUGAGUCCAUUACGUUCACUAUUGUGCAGCCCCCACGUCAUGGCAUCCUGGAGAGAACUUCCAGGGGGCAGCAUAUCCACCUCACCAACUCCUUCACCAUGGAAGACAUCUACCAGAGCCGUGUCAGCUACAGCCACGAUGGCAGCAACUCCCUCAAAGACCGAUUUACCUUCACCGUUUCCGAUGGGACCAACCCUUUCUUUAUCAUUGAGGAAGGAGGAAAAGAGAUCAUGACGGCAGCACCUCAGCAGUUCCACAUGGACAUCCUCCCGGUGGAUGACGGCACCCCUAGAAUUGUCACCAACCUGGGGCUCCAGUGGCUGGAGUAUAUGGAUGGCAAGGCAACCAACCUGAUCACCAAGAAAGAACUGCUGACCAUGGACCCAGACACAGAGGACUCGCAGCUUGUCUAUGAGAUCACCGCGAGGCCCAUGCACGGCUACGUGGAGAACAAGCUGCAGCCAGGCAGGGCUGCGGCCACCUUCACCCAGGAGGAUGUGAACUUGGGGUUGAUUCGUUAUGUGUUGCACGAGGAGAAGAUCCAGGAAGUGGUGGAUAGUUUUCAGUUCCUGGUGAAAGACAGUAAACCAAACGUGGUCAGUGACAACGUCUUCCAUAUUCAGUGGUCUCUCAUCAGCUUUAAAUAUACCAGCUAUAACGUCAGUGAGAAGGCCGGGUCUGUCAGCGUCACAGUGCAGAGGACUGGGAACCUGAACCAGUACGCCAUCGUCCUGUGUCGCACGGAACAAGGCACAGCAAGCUCGAGCUCCAGGGUCAGCUCUCAUCCUGGACAUCAGGACUACAUGGAGUAUGCUGGUCAGGUGCAGUUUGAUGAACGAGAGGACACCAAGUCCUGUACCAUCGUCAUCAACGACGAUGACGUAUAUGAGAAUAUUGAAAGCUUCACUGUGGAGCUCAGCAUGCCAGCCUAUGCCCUGCUAGGAGAGUUCACCCAGGCGAAGGUCAUUAUCAAUGACCCCGAAGAUGAGCCCACAUUAGAGUUUGAUAAGAAGUCCUACCGGGUCAACGAGAGCGCUGGGUUUCUGUUUGCACCUAUUGAAAGAAAAGGAGACUCAAGCAGCGUUGUGUCUGCCAUUUGCUACACAGUCCCUAAGUCAGCCAUGGGGAGUAGCCUGUAUGCCCUGGAAUCAGGUUCUGAUUUUAAGUCCAGAGGCAGGUCUGCUGAGAGUCGUGUGACAUUCGGACCUGGUGUCACCAUGUCCACCUGCGAUGUCAUGGUCAUUGAUGACAGCGAGUAUGAAGAGGAAGAGGAGUUUGAGAUAGCCCUGGCUGAUGCUUCUGGCAAUGCCCGCAUUGGAAGGCUGGCAAUGGCUAAGGUCUUCAUUAGUGGUCCCAAUGAUGCCUCGACUGUCUCCCUGGGCAACACAGCUUUCACCAUCAGUGAGGAUGCAGGCACAGUGAAGAUUCCAGUUAUCCGUCAUGGCACUGACCUUUCCACCUUCACGUCCGUCUGGUGUGCCACACGACCCUCGGACCCAGCUUCUGCCACUCCAGGAGUUGACUAUGUGCCCAGCUCAAGGAAAGUAGAAUUUGGGCCAGGUAUCACUGAACAGUUCUGCACCUUAACUAUCUUGGAUGACGCGCAAUACCCAGUAAUUGAAGGACUGGAGACAUUUGUGGUUUUCCUCAGUGCAGCGCAAGGAGCAGAACUAACCAAACCCUUCCAGGCUGUCAUUGCAAUUAAUGACACAUUCCAGGAUGUUCCCAGCAUGCAGUUUGCCAAGGAUCUGCUUCUAGUGAAGGAGAAGGAGGGCGUCCUGCACAUUCCCGUCAUCCGGAGCGGGGACCUGAGCUACGAGUCGUCAGUGAGGUGCUACACCCAGAGCCACUCAGCUCGGGUCAUGGAGGACUUUGAGGAGAGAAGAAACGCCGACUCUUCACGGAUUACGUUUCUGAAAGGGGAGAAGAUGAAGAACUGCACUGUAUACAUCCAUGAUGACUCCAUGUUUGAGCCUGAGGAGCAGUUCAAGGUUUACCUUGGCCAUCCUCUUGGAAACCACUGGAGUGGAGCCAGAGUUGGGAAGAACAGUGUGGCCACUGUCACCAUAUCCAAUGACGAAGAUGCCCCCACCAUUGAGUUUGAAGAAGCUGCUUACCAAGUCCGGGAACCUGCAGGGCCGGAUGCCAUUGCAGUUCUGAGCAUCAAGGUCAUCCGCAGAGGCGAUCAGAACAGGACCUCCAAGAUCCGCUGCAGCACGCGCGACGGCUCUGCUCAGUCUGGUGUGGAUUAUUACCCCAAGAGCCGGGUCUUGAAAUUCAGUCCUGGUGUGGAUCACAUCUUCUUCAAAGUCGAGAUCCUGUCCAAUGAAGAUCGGGAAUGGCAUGAAUCCUUCUCUCUGGUCCUUGGCCCGGAUGAUCCCGUGGAGGCGGUACUUGGGGACGUGACCACUGCUACGGUGACAAUCCUAGACCAGGAGGCUGCAGGGAGCCUCAUAUUGCCAGCACCGCCCAUUGUGGUCACCCUUGCCGACUAUGAUCACGUGGAAGAGGUGACAAAGGAGGGAGUCAAGAAAGCGCCAUCUCCAGGCUACCCGCUGAUCUGUGUCACUCCCUGUGACCCCCACUUCCCAAGGUAUGCCGUCAUGAAGGACCGCUGCAGCGAGGCUGGCAUCAACCAAACAUCUGUGCAGUUCAGCUGGGAAGUGGCUGCUCCCACGGAUGGCAACGGGGCUCGGUCUCCCUUUGAGACCAUCACUGAUAACACACCAUUCACGAGCGUCAACCACAAGGUCCUAGACAGCAUUUACUUCAGCCGGAGGUUCCAUGUUCGUUGUGUGGCAAAGGCUGUGGACAAGGUGGGCCAUGCCGGGACCCCCUUGAGAAGCAAUGUGGUUACCAUUGGGACAGACAGUGCCAUCUGCCACACCCCGGUGGUGGCUGGGACAGCGCGAGGCUUCCAGGCACAGUCCUUCAUUGCAACCUUGAAAUACUUGGACGUCAAACACAAAGAGCAUCCGAACAGAAUCCACAUCUCCGUGCAGAUCCCCCACCAGGACGGAAUGCUGCCGCUAAUCUCCACCGUGCCCUUGCACAACCUGCAUUUUCUGUUGUCGGAGUCCAUCUACAGACACCAGCAUGUCUGCUCCAACUUGGUCACCGCCCAUGACCUGCGAGGCCUCUCAGAGACAGGGUUCCUGGAUGAUUCGGGUUUCCACAGCACUGCCCUGGGACCCGGCUAUGACCGCCCCUUCCAGUUUGACCCCAGUGUACGGGAGCCCAAGUCCAUCCAGCUGUACCGACACCUGAACCUCAAGAGCUGUGUGUGGACCUUUGACGCGUACUAUGACAUGACAGAACUCAUCGACGUGUGCGGGGGCUCCGUGACUGCCGACUUCCAGGUGAGGGAUUCCGCUCAGUCAUUCUUGACAGUGCAUGUGCCGCUCUACGUGUCCUACAUCUAUGUGACGGCCCCCAGGGGCUGGGCCUCCUUGGAGCACCACACGGAGAUGGAGUUCUCCUUCUUCUACGACACGGUUCUCUGGAGGACAGGGAUCCAGACAGACAGCGUGCUCUCUGCAAGACUUCAGAUAAUAAGGAUCUACAUUAGAGAGGAUGGUCGUCUCGUCAUUGAGUUCAAGACCCAUGCCAAAUUCAGAGGACAGUUUGUGAUGCAGCAUCACACUCUCCCAGACGUGAAGUCCUUCAUCCUGACUCCGGACCACCUAGGAGGAAUUCAGUUUGACCUGCAGCUCCUGUGGAGUGCUCAGACGUUUGAUUCUCCACAUCAGCUCUGGAGAGCUACGAGCUCCUACAACAGAAAGGACUACUCGGGGGAAUAUAGCAUCUACCUGAUCCCUUGCACCGUGCAGCCCACACAGCCAUGGGUGGACCCAGGAGAGAAGUCUCUGGCGUGCACUGCACAUGCCCCAGAAAGGUUCCUGAUACCCAUCGCGUUCCAGCAGACCAACCGUCCGGUGCCGGUUGUGUAUUCGCUCAACACCGAAUUUCAGCUCUGUAAUAACGAGAAGGUGUUCUUGAUGGACCCCAGCACAUCUGACAUGUCGCUGGCCGAGAUGGACUACAAAGGGGCCUUCUCCAAAGGUCAGAUCUUGUAUGGCCGCGUCCUCUGGAAUCCAGAACAAAACCUUCAUUCUGCUUACAAACUGCAGCUGGAGAAAGUCUACCUCUGUACUGGCAAGGAUGGCUACGUGCCUUUCUUUGAUCCGACCGGGACAAUCUACAACGAAGGGCCACAGUAUGGAUGCAUUCAGCCAAACAAGCAUCUGAAGCACAGAUUCCUGCUGCUGGACCGCAGCCAGCCGGAGGUCACUGACAAGGUCUUCCACGAUGUGGCCUUUGAAGCCCACUUUGCUUCCGAGUUGCCCGAUUUCCACGUGGUCAGCAACAUGCCAGGUGUGGAUGGAUUCACCCUCAAAGUAGAUGCCCUGUAUAAGGUGGAAGCAGGACACCAGUGGUAUCUCCAGGUGAUCUACAUCAUCGGCCCUGACAGUGUCUCAAGGCCCCGGGUCCAGCGCUCUCUCACAGCCUCUCUGAGGCGCCACCCACGGGACCUUGUGGACCCCAGUGGCUGGUUGGCUCUUGAUGACUCUCUCAUCUAUGACAACGAAGGGGACCAAGUCAAAAAUGGUACCAACAUGAAGUCCCUGAAUCUGGAGAUGCAGGAGCCCAUUGUAGCUGCUUCCCUGUCCCAAACUGGAGCCUCGAUUGGCAGUGCCCUGGCUGCUAUCAUGCUUCUCCUUCUGCUGUUUCUGGUGGCCUGUUUCAUCACCAGGAAAUGCCAGAAACAAAAGAAGAAACAGCCUGCAGAGGACACUCUAGAGGAAUACCCCCUGAAUACCAAGGUGGAUGUGGCCAAGAGAAACCCAGACAGGGUGGAGAAGAAUGUCAACAGACAGUACUGUACCGUGCGCAAUGUCAACAUACUGAGUGACAGCGAGGGCUCCUAUACAUUCAAAGGUGCUAAAGUAAAAAAAAUGAAUCUGGAAGUCACAGUCCACAACAAUUUACAAGAUGGAACGGAAGUUUAAUAGGAAGACCCACGUGUACUUUUUUUUUUUCUAAAGUCAUUUUUAUAAAACGGGGAGAGAUACUGGUAUUUUUAUAAUCUUUCAGAUUAAAAAGGGAAAGCUAGCUUCGAGUGGCAGACAGCACGCAUUGCAUGCAUCGACUCGCAACUGAGCUACCUCGUGGGACAGAACCGCUGAGACCCCUAGAGUAUCGGAGCAGAGCUAGGCCGGCAGGUCCCUGUGAGGGCCGCAGUGGCCGCACAGGGUGACUCUGGCAGGCUGACCGCAGAAGUGUUUUAGAAUUAGGACAGACGCUGAGCAAUUAGCUUCGCUGAUAGAAUCGAGAAAGCUGGGCUCGGUGGGUAGCAGAGAGCUGAGAGCACACACAGAGCCUCCUUUGGUUUCUUCCUCUGUCCCCAGGUUUCUGCUGUGUGGGCUUUUCUGGACUUCUAGACAGCAGAACACAGACUGCUGACACAUAAAUUCCAUUUAAAAAAAAUUCUAAUUGGCACAGCUUAGACAUUUGUGCAUUGUUUCCACUUACUGCCCUUUGCACCCCGGCCUCGAGCCCUUUUUGGAUGAGGAUAUCAACAUGCUGGAGACUGGACAUGUCUGUAGGUACUUCAAAGAGGGAGGGACUCAUGCCAGGGCAAUGAGGAGUGCUGCAAAGUAGCACGGCCUUUGCAUGCCAGGAUCCUUUUAGACAUCAGCCCCACGUCCCCAGGCUUCCUGUGGUGCCUCAGUGGAACGGGAGCUUGCUCGUGUUUUGGGUUUUUAAUUCUCUUAGUGUUUCUGGAAAGAAAGUGAAUUAUUUGAAAAAGCAGAUUUGCUCAAAGUUGGAAUGAGACCAGUGUUAACAGAUACACUUGGGGCCUGUUCGCUGUGUGUCACCCAGCAGAUAGAAGCACUGUCCCUGGGGCGAUACUCCAGGGACUUCUCUCUGGGGGUUCUUUUCUGGUAGCUCAGGUGCUUAAUUUCCCCAUAUCAGUCCAUGACGAUGCCACAGGCACGUGGCUUUCACAUAACAUAGUGUUCAGAUAUCAACUUGAAGAUCCUGUGUGUAGAAUGCACACGACUUGCCUUUGUUUUCUUUCUGUUUCUGCCUUACUGGCAAAACCUUAAGUGUGCACAUUGUGUUUUUAACCAGGGGCACAAUUCCGUUAGCCAGAAGUGAAUGCUGUUCCAGUGCAGGCACAGCCUAUCACCGAGCAAAUAUGGUAGCAUCUGCCUUGUGUGGUCUUUGUACGGGAAAUGACCCUAACUCCUUGAGAACAUUCCAUACUCCUCCUAAAGUUGAGAAAGAACGAACCAUGAACAUUUUGCAGGCAGCUCUGCAAACCCCAAACCCAAGAGCAGAGCCUCUGUAUGUGCCAUGCCUCUUCAUUCUUCAACAGUGCCUUACAAGCACGCCAGAAAUGUUUGUGGAGUGAAAGAAUGGCCGGUGUGUGGGGUGAGUGAUGGGGGUGAUGCUGAGGGAGAGGAGGCAAGAGAGUAUGCUGUCAGUAUCACAGGGCAUGUACAAAUGGUCUCUCUUACAUGUGGACUGUGAGAGAGCCCUCUACCGGGGAGGGGAGAAAGCACACUUUUAGGCGGUAUGACAGACAACUGGAAGUUCUGAGGAGGCGAGACUAGAAGAGAUUGAAAGAAUGCGUGCUGGCACCCAAAGCAGGAGAUCUGGGGGAAAGCCAACCACACCUUUUGCAAGCAAUGCAGUGCGUUUAGGAGAGGGGAGGUUGGCUGAGCCCAAAAAUUCCUGGCUGGUCAGGUGCUCCACAGCUUGCCUAAUUCAGGGCAGAAAUCCAGGAAUGGCCUCCAGAAUCUGGGAUGGAUACCCACCACAUUCGGCAAAGCUGACGGGCCAGGCACUGAAGGAAUCUCCAGGACAGCCUUGAGGGCUAGAGCAAGGACAGGACAGGGAGUCACUCACGUGUAGAGCAGCUUCCCACCCAGCCCGUUCCUGGUCACACCUUCCGCUGCCAGGAUGAUCGCACAGUAGAGCAGUGACUUUCUAUGGGCUCCUCGCACACGCGUGUACCCCCAGUGGGAUACAUACAUAUGAAGAGGUGACGGAAAGUGGGCAGUGACAGACGUCAAGCCUGUGCGGACCUGCCCAUGGCGAGCUCUUGGUGAGAGAAAAGCCCUUGAAAUAGCCUGGCCUCCCCGUCUCGCUGUAGACACUUCAUUAGAACCCCACCCUUCUCUGGUGGAUGCCCACUCCGUAAGCAGGAAGUGUUAAGAGAUGUAUAGCUGAGAUUUGCCCCGCUGGUGUCUGAAUUGUUCAUUUCAUUUACGGUUUUUACUUCAUCUUUGGGCUUGGAUAAUUGGAUGACUAAUGUAGAGUCUAUUUCGGUGAAAGCUCUGCUUUCAGCAUUUCUUACUUAUUCACUAAUGCCUUUGUGUGUGUUUUACUAACCUUUUAUAUCACACCUGCAGGUGAGAGGGAGCAGAAAAUCCCUCAGCAGGGUGGCUCCUUGCUGCCAGGUGCUGGCUCUGAAGGUCAAAAGAAGUCAUUGUCCCGCACCAUUUUUCUGCCUUGCCUGCUCCUUUGUUGUACCAGGGUCUUUGGAAAGGCCCUGCAGGUUCCUGUUGUUGGAUGGGAAAUUGUGUGGGGAAAGUGUUUGCACAGUCCUAACAAUAAGCACUCUCACUCUCCUGUGGGUAUUUGUGAUUCCUGGUUAUUUCUCACCCGCUCAGACCGAGGAAAACAUUUGUGGUGCUGUCAACCUGAGUUCUUGACCCUCAGAUGAUUUUUGUAUUUCCAGUAUGAAUUUGUGUGUUAUGAAUUUCUGAUUUCUCCAAUAGCAUAUGCCACUAUAUGAAUUUGUAUCAAUAAUAAAUGGCAGCCUUGUUGUCUUUUGUUUGCUGUA
This is a messenger RNA of Meriones unguiculatus (Mongolian gerbil), 15285 nucleotides long. RefSeq names its product Fraser extracellular matrix complex subunit 1 (gene Fras1). Gene Ontology annotation, biological process: cell communication. The transcript is spliced from 74 exons. Lineage: Eukaryota; Metazoa; Chordata; Mammalia; Rodentia; Muridae. Gene Ontology annotation, molecular function: protein binding. Gene Ontology annotation, cellular component: membrane. The record is from RefSeq and is a predicted model, not a curated record. Bases 386 to 12439 code for a protein of 4017 amino acids.